Molecule: messenger RNA, 1972 nt
Organism: Dufourea novaeangliae
Lineage: Eukaryota; Metazoa; Arthropoda; Insecta; Hymenoptera; Halictidae
Gene: dx
Product: protein deltex
Exons: 6
Coding region: 257-1846 (529 amino acids)
Biological process (GO): Notch signaling pathway; protein ubiquitination
Cellular component (GO): nucleoplasm
Molecular function (GO): zinc ion binding; ubiquitin protein ligase activity
Source: RefSeq, a predicted model, not a curated record
GAGUGACGUUGCCAUUGACAACUUUUUUCUUUCGACUCUUUCUUCAAUUUAAUCGUGUAUGAUACUUGAAUCUUGUAUUUUCUAUUAAAUAAAAAUAGAAUGUCCGGACGUAACAAUGUUUCAGUAAUGGUUUCGUAAAGACAGUAGUAGAUACAAGAAGGAAAAUCAAGGUGACCGUGGGGGACUCGAAAAUGUUCCCACGUUCCCGCUUCGUAAGUGUGUGUCGCGCGUGCGUGUGAAAUUCCUAAGUGAGAAAAUGAACGCCCAAGGACAAGAACACGGUCAUGUUGUGGUUGUGUGGGAGUGGGAAAAUCGUUAUGGGCGUUGGAGACCUUAUAGCCCUGCGGUAUCGCAACACCUUGAACGAGCACAUUGCAAAAAACUUACACGGGUCUUUCUUAAUGAUGCAGACCCAAAUUUGGAUAGGUAUUACAUAAAUUUGAAGACUAAAAUGCAAUGUAGUGAAAAUGGAGAUGAAACACACAAUGUCAGAAGAAAGUUUUACGUUCCAAGUUCACCAGCAGGCAAAGGAGCUAAGUGGGAAUGGGCUGGUGAUACAGAUGAUUGGCACACAUACGAUAUGGAAGUACAGUGUCUUAUAGAAGAAGCAUGGGCAAGGGGUGAUAAAACUAUUGACAUUUCUAAGACUUACUUAGGUUUUCCUUAUAUUAUAAAUUUUUGUAAUUUAACUCAAGUACGUUGCUGUACUGGAUAUGUGAGACCAAUACGACGCAUUCAGCAAGCACCUUAUCCUUUAGUAAAAGUUGCUUUAGAGGAACUGCAAGUUAUUUCAGGAAAGAAAUCUACAUGUGUAACUAUAAAAAAUACAACAGCAAAAGUAACGCAUAAAAAAUCAUCUACAGGAAAUACAAAAAAGAGCAAUAAGAAGGGUAAAAAUGGUGAUACUGGUCCAUCAAAUAUAGCACGUGUUAUAUUGAGCAAUUUCAACAUAUUUACCAACAGACAUGGUAUAGAAAACAGUAAUUCAGUUACAACCAUGGAAUCUGGUCAGAAAAGAAAAACAUGGGAUAAUGUACUCGAUGUAGAUUCUAGUAGUACAAAAAGCGGACGUAGACCUAGUGUUGACACAGUUUCUACAUAUUUGAGUCAUGAAAAUCCAGUAGACUUAUUAGAUAGCAGCGUAGGAAGUGAUGAUGCAUUUAAAGAUCCUAUUUUGGAUACGGAAUCGGAUGUUAUUUCUCAAUAUGUGAAAGUAGUAGAGAGUACUGAUUCUGAUUCCUGCCCUGUAUGUCUUGGUAUGCCUGAACCCUUGACAGUAGAAUUGACUCGCUGUAAACACAGACUGCAUUUAACAUGUUUAAAUGCAAUGCUCAGUUGCCAACAACAUCCCAUGUACAUACAGUGUCCUGUUUGUCGUUUAAUUUAUGGAGAAAAGAGAGGAAAUCAACCUCGUGGGACUAUGAAUUGGACAAGGAUACCACGUGCUUUACCUGGAUUCCCAAAUACAAAUACAAUUCAAAUAACUUAUGACAUUCCAUCGGGAAUUCAAGGAAAUGAGCAUCCCAAUCCUGGUCAGGCUUACUAUGCUGUGGGUUUUCCACGAGUAUGUUAUCUUCCAGAUAAUAAUCUAGGUCGAAGAGUUUUAAGAUUAUUACAAAUGGCUUUUGAACGAAGAUUAAUAUUUACAAUUGGGCGAUCAGUAACUACUGGUCGAGAAGAUGUGGUAACAUGGAAUGAAAUUCACCACAAGACGGAAUUAGGCCCGUCAACAUCUGGCCAUGGUUAUCCUGACACAAGUUACCUUGAUAGAACUUUAGCUGAAUUAGCAGCACAAGGUGUAACAGAUGGACAACCACCACCUACACUAUAUCAAGAACUGCAUUGAAACAACAGUUUUGUUUUCUUCAUGGUUUCAUUUGUGUGCAAGUAUCAAUGUAACAUGUACAUAGUCUACUACUCCAAUUUUUUAAUGGUUGAUAAUGAUAAAGCAUUUAAGUAAUUAUCUUUGAUA